Messenger RNA from Mya arenaria, 944 nucleotides. Its product is annotated as fibrinolytic enzyme, isozyme C-like. Gene Ontology annotation, molecular function: serine-type endopeptidase activity. Bases 52 to 870 code for a protein of 272 amino acids. The transcript is spliced from 6 exons. The record is from RefSeq and is a predicted model, not a curated record. Lineage: Eukaryota; Metazoa; Mollusca; Bivalvia; Myida; Myidae. Gene Ontology annotation, biological process: proteolysis.
UGGUUAGGGUAUAUAUUCAGGGCCUGCUCAGUUCAUUUCAAUCUUCCAAAGAUGGCUUUCACCAGCAUUGUUGUUAUUGCUGUCGCUAUUGGUGCGGUUUGCGGUGGCACACUGCAUCUAAGCCGGUCAAUGGGCCCAUCUAGCGGAUCCAGGAUCAUCAAUGGAGAACAAGCGAGCCCCGGGGAGUUUCCCCACCAGGUCACCCUUCUCAGGGACGGCUACCACACUUGCGGCGGCUCCAUCAUAGCCAACGGCUGGGCAAUCACUGCCUCCCACUGCGUCGACGGACAAAUGGCAAGCUCAUUGGCUGUAGUGGUCGACCUCCACAGCUUCUCCAAUCCUGGUAACUACCUCUUGUUUGAUGUCGCCGAGGUCAUAAUGCACAACAAAUACAACACUGGUCCAGGAGGCUUUCCGAACGAUGUUGCGCUCUUGCGUCUUAACACAGUAACUCAAACUGCUGACAUCACGAAGAACAUUAUUGAAAUUGCCCCUACUGGUGCCGAUUAUUCGGGGCAAACGUGCACUAUUUCCGGAUGGGGAGUCGACGAGAGCGGAAGUGGAAGUUCUGUGUUAUUGAAGGCGGAUGUAACGGCUCUCACAAAGACUCAGUGUCAAGACUACUGGGGCACCACAAACAUCCUCGACCAGCACCUGUGUGUAAAGGGCUACGAAACCGCAAACGGGAGUGGCUCAUGCAAUGGUGACAGUGGUGGACCGCUGGUUUGUCAGGGAAAGCUCGCAGGUGUGACGUCAUGGGGCCGCAGUGGUUGCCAUGUCGGCGGUGUUGUGACACACCCGAGCGUCUAUGCCAAAACGGCUUACUUCCGUAGCUGGGUGAAUACCAACUGUGGAGGUUGCAUCGCCUAAGCAGCUCUGAAAUUGCCGUCAUAUAAUUUCGAAUAACGACUUUGAUUGAGAAAAUAAAUUUUCUUUGCACCUGA